Molecule: messenger RNA, 2983 nt
Organism: Fundulus heteroclitus (mummichog)
Lineage: Eukaryota; Metazoa; Chordata; Actinopteri; Cyprinodontiformes; Fundulidae
Product: probable G-protein coupled receptor
Exons: 2
Coding region: 138-1433 (431 amino acids)
Biological process (GO): G protein-coupled receptor signaling pathway
Cellular component (GO): signaling receptor complex; endosome; plasma membrane
Molecular function (GO): G protein-coupled receptor activity
Source: RefSeq, a predicted model, not a curated record
UCUUCUCCUUGCUUUUGCGAGUAAGUUGUGGACUUGAACUUAAAGCAACUGCUUUAAACCUGACAACAAACUGAGUGAACAAGGGACGUUAUACCCAUGGGAACAUCGGAGCUGAAAAUGGAGGAGGAAGUAAACAAAUGAUGGCGGACAUGACUGGGUCCAUGAUCCCCUCUGUUUCCGAUCCUUCUGUUGCCAACUCUACCAGUGGCCCUUCGGGGCCAGAUCCCACUGUCCCUGCCGGUGCUGGCGUCGUCACAAGCUCCCAGUCCCAAAUCAAGGACCUUUUUGGGUUGUUCUGCAUGGUGACGCUUAACCUCAUCGCCCUGCUGGCCAACGCUGGUGUGAUGGUGGCCAUAGCCCGCGCUCCUCACCUGAAGAAGUUUGCCUUUGUGUGUCACCUGUGUGCAGUAGAUCUGCUGUGCGCCCUCCUCCUGAUGCCUUUGGGCAUCAUAUCUAGCUCGCCGUUCUUCGGCACGGUGGUGUUCACUGUUCUGGAGUGCCAGGUGUACAUCUUUCUCAACGUUUUCCUCAUCUGCCUUUCCAUCCUCACCGUCACUGCCAUCAGCUUGGAGCGUUACUUCUACAUUGUGCACCCAAUGCGUUACGAAGUCAAGAUGACCAUCAACCUUGCUAUUGCUGUGAUGGUCCUAAUCUGGGUUAAAUCGCUCCUCCUAGCUUUGGUCACGCAGUUGGGAUGGCCAGCUUAUGGACCUCAGAGCUCCAUCGCAGCAGCUCACUGCUCCCUUCACGCAACCCACAGCCGCCUGAGAAGAGUAUUUGGUGUGCUCUUCAGUGUGAUUUGUUUCUUAGCUCCUGUGGUGGUCAUCUUCAGUGUUUACUGCGCCGUGUAUAAGGUCGCUCGUUCCGCAGCCCUGCAGCAGGUGCCAGCUGUGCCAACGUGGGUGAAUACGUGCCCUGCAAAGGACCGCUCCGACUCCAUCAACAGCCAAACGACCAUGAUCGCCACCACCCGCACGCUGCCUCAAAGACUGUCUCCAGAGAGGGCCUUCAGUGGGGGGAAAGCUGCAAUAACAUUGGUGUUCAUCGUGGGCCAGUUCUUGGUCUGUUGGUUGCCGUACUUCAUCUUCCAUGUUCAAAUGUCUCUGACCGGCUCCAUGCAGAGCCCGGGGGACUUAGAGGAAGCGGUAACCUGGCUGGCCUACUCUUCCUUCGCAGUUAACCCGUUCUUCUACGGCCUCCUAAACAGACAAAUCAGAGACGAGCUGGUGAAGUUUCGACGUUGCUGCCUGAACCAGCCCACGGAGGUUGGAGCCUCCAGCCAAGAAGCGUCAUUUCAGGAGAACUUCCUUCAGUUCAUUCAGAGAACCGCCAGCACACUGGAGAGACGCUCCAGCUGUUCUAACCCCAGUCCCACAAACACAUUAAACCAGGCGAAUGUUAUCCCAGGACAAAUACCAGACGGGCAUGCAUAGAUUUUAACAAACUACGGAACACAGUGCAGAAAUGAAACACAAAAACGUUUAAGUAUAGGCCACUUGUGUUGUUUCCUGGAACACAAAUUAAUAGGCUGCUUAUUUAUUGUAUUACUUUAUUUUGUUGAUUUUUCUUAGAUUUGUGCUCUUAACGAAUUUAAUAAUUGUCCUUGUUAAAAAAAAUAAGCUAAAAGUGGCUGCAUACUAACACCAAAAUAUUUGCAGUUUCAGUCAGAAGUUUACAUGCGCUCAUCAUGGUCUUAGAUGACAAACUUAAAUUAACUUGUUUCCUGAUUUAUUAGGACUGUUCAUCUUGCAGGGUAGAAUUAUUAUACAAACAUACAACUUCAAUAAUUUUUGAAAAACAACUUCUGGGUGCACAAGUUUUAUUUUGAAUUCAAGGUUAUACAUCAGGUCCAAGCAUUUGCACGCACCCCCAUGGCAAUGGCCUUGUGUUGCUAUCAACAAGCUUCUUGUAAUUCUGACUAAAUGUCAUUGUUUUCUGCAGAAUUGGAAAAGCUUGUUUAAACUAGAUGGUUUCUUUGCACAGAUUUGCACAAUCUAUACAUUUUCAACAAAUAUGAGGUCAGGGCCAUUCUAACCUGCUUUAUCCGCUCCAAAAUCAGUUUUGAUGGGUCUUUGGGAUCUUAGUCUUAUUGGAACGACUGUAACAAAGUUUCUACCAGCUUGUUAUCCCACUCACUUUUUGAGAAGGACCAGUACCACUGGCACUGAAACAAACCCACACCAGGAUGCUAAAACACCAAACUUCAAAGCUGAUACGGGUGAUUUCAGGUUUGAAACCCUCACCUUGAGUUCUUCAAACAUACUUUUAGCCAUUGUGGGCAAAUAGGGAUAGUUAAGCGUCUUAUGAAUCUAAUAUCUUUUUUCUGAUAUAACAUUUGACCUGUCCAUGUGGACAGCUGCAAACGUCAGUGGUUCUGGUAGGUGUAAAUUUGGAGUUUUUUUUUAUUUGCUUUGGCAUUAUUGGUCAAUGGUAAUAUAAAACUGGUUUUACAGUGGACAUCGUCACUGGUGCGCCAGGACCCUCCACCUGAUGAUGGUUAGAGCCUUGGUGUCUUCUGGGUUGCUCUUAAAUCUCCUAAGGAACCUUUCCUUUCAGUGAAAGGUGACACUUUGGGUCAGAUUAUUGAAAUUGAAUGUUGCUAGGAAAUGUGCUAGAACCUUGUUGAUGGUAACAAAAAGGCUAUGGCUUUGUGGCAGCUUGCUAAGGAACAUUUAACCAAAUAUUAUGUGUACACAGUUGUGUGUGUAUGUCUAAUUUUGACCCUUUGCAGAGUAGAAGAGAAUCCACUAUAAAUUUAAACCUGAUCACCCAAUUCUGGUUUUGCAAAAAUCACAGAACAUUUACAUUGUUUAGUCAUUAAAUAUUGUAAAAAAAAACAUGUUUAAAGCAUUAAAGCACUAACUUGUUAUAGCAUAAUGACCAAGAUGAGUGUGUGCAAACUUCUAACGUGAACUAUACACUGUGAUACAUUUUCCUCGCUUUAUAUCUGGCAUACUUAUCAAAACUGCUCUUGCUUUGGCAA